AUACAUAUAUAUGUAUGUGUAUAUGUCUUUAGCGCACAGACCAAUCAGCAAGGCGCACAAAUCCAAAUCUUUUCCACCACAGCGUCAGAGCGCAAUGCAGUGCCUCAUUGGCCGUGGGAAGUUAUGUGAGAGCACGUGCUGUUGAUUUUCGCUUAAGUUGUUUUGUUGCCACAUUAAGUGUUGUUACUAUAAUUUGUACGUAGUGGUUGGUGUAAUUUCAAAUUCCAAUACAUAGACAUACACCAUGGAUAUGCACACCAGCAGCUUCUACAGCAACAGCUGACACAAACGAAACCUUAUAAACGCAGCCCAAUCCAAAGGCUCCACAAAGGUCUCAGCAAACACGUCGACAUACAUAUACACAUUAACUGCUGGAACUGGCUGUGCGCCACCACCGAAUGUGAGAGAGAAUGCUCAAUAAGAUUUACCUGUCGCCUACCUGCCGACCGAACUGUGGUGAAUUGCUUGCAUGGCUAAGGAGUCGCUAUAAAUACCGCCGCCAGGAGACUGUUGAAGGCAUACGCUUGCAGGACGUGAACGUGUAGACAUUUACUCACUAGUAAACUGUAGAUUUAAAUUUGUGAUUUUCUUGCGAAUUCGAAAUACAUUCGACUAAAAAUACAAGACAACAUGUCGUCCAGUGAAAUAUAUCGUUAUUAUUAUAAAACCUCCGAGGAUUUGCAGGCAUUCAAAUCGAAUGCGAACGAGAUGUUCUUCAAUCCGAUGGCGGCGUAUAAUCCGCCACCACUGGUGAGCGCAAAUCAGCAGCAUCAUCAUCAACUUCACCAGGAACAGCAGCAACAACAAUACCAUUGUGCGCCCAACAACAAUUUCUUGCCAAGCAACGGCUUCAUCACUUUCGAGCAGGCUUCCUCUGAUGGUUGGAUUACUUCAUCGCCAGCGAGUCAUCGCUCGGAAAGCCCUGAAUAUGUGGAUCUUAAUAUGAUUUAUGCUAAUGGCGCGCAUAGCGGCGCUCAUCCAUUGCACGCGACUGUAACACAAUACGGUUUACAUUUGGAAUCGUCACCACCAGCACAAAAUUUACUAACUGGCUUGACCAACACAACGCCAACAACUACCAAUGCCACAAAAACAAUCGCCUCCAAAGCGCAAAACAGCGGUGCCACAACCAAAGCGAAGCGUUCCUAUACACGCCGCACACCAAAAGCCACACCAGCGCCAACAACUUCACCUGCAUUGCCGCCAAUCACCAGCGAUGCCAUCGUUUCCAUUGCGACCAAUGCAGCCGCCGCGAUUAGCGCCAAUCCGCUUACUGUCACCAAUACGCCAUAUACGCACGAUUUUCAAAAUUUCGAUUUUGACCAAGCGGCAGCAUUGUUUGAUGGCGACAGUGUUGACGACGAAGAUAUGGACGAUCAAUUGAUGCUCUUCGGUGCUGACGACGACUUUGAAGCCGCAGAUGGUUCCUUCGAGCUCGCCGAACAAUCCGCCACCAUGCAAGCGAAUGGUGAUUCCAGCGCGUCCGCACAACCCGGCGCUAAGAAGCGACGUGGCAAGCAAAUCUCGCCCGUGGUCAAGCGUAAGCGUCGUUUGGCGGCCAAUGCGCGUGAACGCCGUCGCAUGCAAAAUCUCAAUCAGGCUUUCGAUCGGCUGCGUCAAUAUCUGCCAUGUCUAGGAAACGACCGACAACUCUCCAAACAUGAAACGCUACAGAUGGCGCAGACUUACAUUUCGGCGUUGGGCGAUUUAUUGCGCUAAGUUGCAAGAGCAGUGCUGGUUCAAGGCGUGGCCGUUGCAGUAUUUUUUGUUGUUGUUGUGAGAUAUAAAUGACUGAGUUAGACAAUACAAAUGUAAAUAUGUAGUUGAAGUUUCCCUAGUUGUAAGCUGUGUAUUUGUUGCUGUAUAUUUAUUUAGCAUUAGAUUUGUUUAAAGAAUAUUAAAUUAAGAAAACCAAAUAUUGUAUAUAAGAAACCGGAAGACAAAAAAUAAUAUGCCUAAGUUUAGUUAAAGAAAUAAAAUAAUAGAAAUAAUUAACAAAUCAAAUGAUUGAAUUUUAUUUUUAUCACCAUAUAUUUUGAAAAGAAACUCCAAGAAAAGAAGAAGUGGAGUUAAGUA
Zeugodacus cucurbitae (melon fly) is the source of this 2076-nucleotide messenger RNA. Its product is annotated as protein atonal. Lineage: Eukaryota; Metazoa; Arthropoda; Insecta; Diptera; Tephritidae. The record is from RefSeq and is a predicted model, not a curated record. Gene Ontology annotation, molecular function: protein dimerization activity. The coding region runs from base 631 to 1719 and encodes 362 amino acids. The transcript has a single exon.